UGAACCUAUCUACCGUCUAUAUUUAAAUUCAACGGCAAGCAAUGUUUCUAGUCGAAAAACAAGUCUUCUUAAUCGCUAGUUUUUUUCUCUGCAGUCUAGCUAAGAAAGUGUCAGAAAGCGAAGACCAAUGCGCCGGAGGAUGCAAAAGAGGCUGUGAAACUGAAAUUGAAUAUCUAGGCUGUGAAACUGAAAUUGUAUAUCUAGGAUAUGAAAAAAAUCACAAAUUGUCCGAAAAGAAUCAAGAGAUUAAGAAGCAAUGUGUUAGUAAGGAACAGUUAUCAGUAAUAAAAGACAUGAAAGUAAAGGAACUUCAAAAAAAAAUGUGUGAGGAAAUUGAUGAUUCACAUCCAAGCUCUAAACCAACGAGGAAUUCCAAAUCUAAAUGUGCUGAUUUGAUGAUCGGUUGGUAUGAAACUCUGAAAUUAUCGCCAUCGUUCGAACAGCAGACAACCACGGCAGGCAAUAUUACAGCAGGAGAGAUUUCUGAAAGUUGUCGUGAGAUUAUCCGGUGUUUUUACAACAUUACGAGGUCUCGAAAAAACAAGGAAAUAAUAUCAGCAGGAUUCCAUAGAAACUUUGGCAAGGCAUUUGGGGAGAAAAAUUCGAAGUUUAGAAAUCAGCAACCGCAAGUCUUCCCAAAAGCAUAUAGUUUUCGUAAACGUAUUAAAGAAAUGGUUCAACUUGUUAACUCAACUUGCGAUGACGAGUCAUUCAAAGUAAAAAACGGCAGUUGUGAAAUGGAUGUUGUCGUGUUGAGUUCUUUGGAAAAUCAGAAUGGCCUAUUACCGCGCAAAUCUCUUUUGAAGUUAUGUCGAAAUCAGUCAAAAUGUACAGUGAAAAUUAUGACCAUUCGAAUGAAGAACGUCACCGUAGACACUAGCUAUCUGUGGAAAUCGCUACCGCUGGCCUUUUCUGACGUCAUAUCUUUGGAUUAUAUUGCAAACGGGCAACUUUUAUCAACACUAGAAAAUGAAACAAUAUCUUUGAGUUUUCCUAACAAGCUUAAGAAGAAUGUUGCAAGAAAACAGGUGAAGUGCAUGUUUUUGGACGGAGAAAAAUGGAAGGAUGAGAAUAUGAGUGUUGGUUCAGUUAAUGAAGAUAAUAUUACUUGUUUGACGGAUCACUUAACAAGCUUUACAAUGGUUAUUCUUUCCAAAGCAGACGGGGUGAGCGAUUCAGACAGAAAAGCAAUAGCUGUUAUCAGUUAUAUCGGAUCUGGACUGUCGUUGGCUGGUCUAAUGUUCUCGUGUGUUGUCUACAUUGUUCUUUACAAAGAUCUCAAGAUGCUGACGACCAGUCGGCACUUGGUGCAUUUCAACUUGCAGAUUGCAUUGGGAUUGACACAAAUGAUCUUUCUCGCCGGUGGGGUCGCCACACAAAAUAAGGUUGUUUGCAAGGUUGUGGCCAUCUUGGUUCAUUAUUUUUCCUUGGCUUCUUUUGUGUGGAUACUUCUUGAAGCUGCGAUGCUUUAUUUAAAGCUAAUCUCUGUGUACAGUGGAGAGUUUGUGAGAAUAAAGAAAUUCAUGAUAUUUGGUUGGGGAUUUCCUUUCGUGUAUGUUGGUUGCAUUGCGGGACUACAAACUAACAAAUAUGGUACAAUAAAACAAUGGUGUUGGAUAUCUUACGAAGAAGGCCUGUCCUGGGUUUUCUUUGCGCCAGUGGUCAUAACAUUAUCGGUAACCAUAGUGGUUGUUAUUGCUGUGGCUCGUGUAGUGUUUCAUCAUUCAAACACCGAAGGUCACGAUACCAAGAAAAAGAUCAUCUCUGCGGCUCGAGGUAUUAUCAUAUUAUUUCCAACUCUUGGUCUUUCCUGGGCGUUCGGUGUCAUUGCAAGAUAUAGCACUGACGUGGUUGUAUGGCAAUAUCUGUUCGCAAUAUUUACAUCGAUGCAGGGAUUUCUCAUCUUUCUCAUCUAUGGAGUUUGCAACAGAGAGAUUCGUAAAGCAGUUGGUCGAAAAAUGGGCUACGAAGUCAACCCUACCUCUGGCUUGGAAAUAAGCUCGAAAAUCAGACCCAUGAUCGAAACAACAUAUGCAAAAAAGCAACUGAAGUGAAAUGCUUCAGUAAAAAAAUCAAAAGUGUCAAAAAAUGC
Molecule: messenger RNA, 2092 nt
Organism: Dendronephthya gigantea
Lineage: Eukaryota; Metazoa; Cnidaria; Anthozoa; Malacalcyonacea; Nephtheidae
Product: adhesion G protein-coupled receptor E2-like
Exons: 21
Coding region: 42-2054 (670 amino acids)
Biological process (GO): adenylate cyclase-activating G protein-coupled receptor signaling pathway; cell surface receptor signaling pathway
Cellular component (GO): membrane
Molecular function (GO): G protein-coupled receptor activity
Source: RefSeq, a predicted model, not a curated record